Arabis nemorensis is the source of this 1188-nucleotide messenger RNA. The record is from the annotation of a GenBank genome assembly. Lineage: Eukaryota; Viridiplantae; Streptophyta; Magnoliopsida; Brassicales; Brassicaceae.
AUGGGUUCUUGCUUCAGCUCUUGUUUCAAAGAUAAAAACCUUUUCCACAAUGGUCAGAGCAGCGAUCUUUACGGUCUAAGCCUCUCGAGCCGGAAAUCGUCGUCGACUGUAGCGGCGGCUCAGAAAACGGAAGGGGAGAUUCUGAAUUCGGCGACUGUCAAGAGCUUUACCUUCAACGAGCUUAAACUCGCUACUAGAAACUUUAGACCGGACAGUGUGAUCGGAGAAGGUGGCUUUGGUUGUGUCUUUAAAGGUUGGUUAGAUGAAACCAAUCUCACUCCGACUAGACCCGGAAUCGGUUUAGUCAUCGCCGUUAAGAAGCUUAACCAAGAAGGUUUUCAAGGUCACCGUGAAUGGCUGACAGAGAUCAAUUACUUGGGACAAUUGAGUCACCCGAAUCUUGUUAAACUUGUCGGUUACUGCCUAGAAGAUGAACACCAUCUUCUUGUCUACGAGUUUAUGCAAAAAGGAAGUCUCGAGAAUCAUCUAUUCAGAAGAGGUACAUAUUUUAAGCCACUACCGUGGUUUCUACGGAUCAAGGUUGCGCUUGAUGCAGCAAAAGGGCUUGCUUUUCUUCACAGCGAUCCUGUCAAAGUGAUAUACCGAGACAUUAAAGCCUCGAACAUUUUGCUUGACGCGGAUUACAAUGGAAAACUUUCCGACUUUGGGCUAGCUAGGGACGGUCCAGAGGGUGAUCUAAGCUAUGUUAGUACAAGAGUUAUGGGUACAUAUGGCUACGCGGCGCCUGAGUAUAUGUCAACAGGUCACUUAAAUGCAAGAAGCGAUGUGUACAGUUUCGGAGUUGUGCUUUUAGAGAUUUUAACGGGUAGACAAGCAUUGGACCAUAACAGACCGGCUAAAGAAGAAAAGCUUGUGGAAUGGGCUCGACCGUUCCUCACAAGCAAACGCAAGGUUCUCCUAAUCGUGGACACUCGGCUAGAGACACAGUACCUACCCGAAGAGGCAGUGAGAUUGGCCAGCAUUGCGGUGCAAUGUCUCUCGUUCGAACCAAAGUCACGCCCAACCAUGGACCAAGUGGUCCGUGCCUUGCAACAACUUCAGGACAACUUGGGAAAACCGACUCAAGUCGAUCCGGUUAAGGAUACCAAGAAAAUGGGUUUUAAAACCGGAGCUAAGUUACAAGAAAAUCGGUUUAAACAAAAACCUUUUGGCAGGCACCUAGUGUAA